AUGGGCCUUAUCACAACAAGAGUGGCCGUUGCCACGCUUCUCUGCAGCACCAUGGCUACCGCACACGUCCACGAAGUCAGCAAAAUACAGCAAGGAGAUGCCGUCUCCCAGGAUCCGAUUGAUUCGGUGCUAUGGACACACAUCUUGGUACAGUCGCUCGCGUGGGGCAUCAUCUUCCCCACGGGAAUGGUCUUGGGCAUAAUACGAUCCAAAUGGCACGUUCCCGUACAAACACUCGGCUCUAUCCUCGCAAUCAUCGGAUACUUCCUAGCUCACCACCAUGGUGGCAGACAGUUUUCCCCUGACAACAUCCACGCUAGAUUUGUUCCCGUCAUCAUGCUCAUGUUGAUUUCCCAGAUUGUAAUGGGCGUUUACCUAAAGCUUCAUCUCGAGAAAGGCAUCAACGGAAAGAUUCGCAAAGUGGUAGUAAAGGUGCACGGAGUGGUCGGCAAGGCUCUGCCAGUCAUAACAUGGGUUCAAUUCCUUUUCGGAGGCAUCACAGCCCUGGGUUUCUGCAGGGCCGAUCAUACCGGACAGUGCCUGGCUCACUUCAUCAUGGGUAGUGCCUUCAUCGCAUACGGCAUCAUUCUCUUGAUCUUGCUUUUGGUUGGACAGAUGUGGCUGCGGAGAACAGGCAGGAGCCAGGAAUUCUUUGAUUCGAUUGUCAUUGCCGCCUGGGGCUGUGUCAACACCUUUACCGAGCACCGAUGGGGACACCCGUGGGUUCACAACGACCUUCAACAUACAUCCAUGGGCAUUGUGUGGUGGGCAGCCGGUCUGGUCGGUAUCUGGCUCAGCCGAAAGCGAAAUGGACAGCCCAAGCGCAACUUGAUCCCGGGUACCGUCAUUCUCAUGACUGGAUGGGCCAUGUCGGCGCACCCCCAGCAUCUGCCUCUUUCGACUAUGAUUCAUACCGUCUUUGGAUACACCCUGAUGGCUGCGGGCGCUGCACGUAUCAUUGAAAUUUCGUUUGUGCUCAAGGACAGGACAUCCGUCACUUCCGAUGGCUCAGACCCCAACAGUUUCCAGUACAUGACGCCGUUCCUGCUUAUGGCUGGUGGAUUCAUGUUCAUGGGUGCUACCGAAGAGCAGAUGCAGCUUCUUUCUGAUGCCAAUGUCACCCAUGUGUCGUAUGUGCUGAUUUUGUUCAGCAUUGCUUUCCUGCUGUUCCUGUUUGUGAACAUGCUCAUUCACUUGUAUGCAGUCUAUGCCUGGGAACAGGACGACAAAGCUGAUGACGAGGCGCCUCAUCUAAACGGACGUGGCGACGGUGCUGGCUACAGCAGAGUGGAUCGUAGGACAAUAGGUGCAGACGAGUUCGAGUUGGAAGGUCUCGACUCCGACGAUGAUAGCAGUGUGACAUAUGGAAGCGGUAGCGGCAGCGGAAGAAGCAAGGAGAGUAGGUCGUUUGCUGCACAGCACUAG
Bipolaris zeicola 26-R-13 is the source of this 1425-nucleotide messenger RNA. RefSeq lists its product as uncharacterized. The coding region runs from base 1 to 1425 and encodes 474 amino acids. The record is from RefSeq and is a predicted model, not a curated record. The transcript is spliced from 4 exons. Lineage: Eukaryota; Fungi; Ascomycota; Dothideomycetes; Pleosporales; Pleosporaceae.